UUUAACUCCCUUUUACUAUUAGAUCAAUUUAGACGGAGACAAACUGAGCAUCAGCCAUCAGUGGUAAAAUGCCCUGCACCGCGCCACGGCCACUUCUUGGCUUUUCUACAACACCUGCCUGUCACUAUACGCCUCAAGGGGUCUGGAUAAUUCCUUUCUAUCCAUCAUCAACUGUGAUGUUUGGUGCGAGCACAGAAGCGAAAGACGUCAUGCUCCAAAUACUCGCAGUUGGAUUUUACAUAUAGCUUUACAUAAAUUUAACGACAAUUUUCUCUUUGUUUGUACGACCGGAAAUUUGUGGUUUUGCAUGUGUUGUUUACUGCAUGCAGUUCCAUGCAUUGCCCGACAAUAUAUGAUGUGAUACAUCGAGAAUUCUUUUCACAUUUUCUAUUGCUACAACUGACAUAUAGAAAGAGUGACGUGACUGUAAUCGUAAUCAACAAGCUAUACCUUUUGCUAGCAGUAUAUAUGGACAAAAUGUGCAAGUGUCACCGAAUCACAGCGUUUCUUUCAAAACACUUUCUUCCAGUCGGAACAUUAUUUAUCAUUCCUCUUGGAAUUUGCUUUCCAAUUCCCGCGUAUACCUCAACAGCAAACUUCCCGUGGUACAGAUGUGUAUUGUCACAUUGUUUUUCGUCAUCGGAGCGAAAUUUCGUUUAACAGAGAUUCGAUCUGCGCUCCGUUGUUUUAAGGAGACGCUUUUAGGGAUAAUCGUUGUUCUGUUUGUCACUCCGGUUGUUGGAACCAAGUUAUUGACGUUGCCUAGUUUCCGAGAUUUCGCCCAGUCUGGUUUGAAAGCAAAUGAGACAUUGAACAACAGCUGGUCAAUACAAUUACCAGAUCUUGGUCCGGAGGAAUUUCGAAUUGGUCUACAGAUAUUUUGUGUCUCUCCAUGCGCAUCUGCUUUUCCAACGGUUGUGGUGACAGAAGCAAAUGGGGACCGAGCAUUGACAUUACUGAUUGCAAUAAUUGCCACCGUCAUAUCAGUCUUUACAGUUCCAGUCAUGACAACAUGGUUAAUACCAGCAUUUCAGACCGCCAGUGUCAGUUUUCUCACUAUAUUACCUGGAGUGGUUUUGUACAUUCUUUUACCUUUGAUUGUUGGGCGACUUUUGAGGUUUAUUAAAUGGGUAAAAGAUAUUGUUCAAAAGUUAAAUACGUAUCUGAAAUUCGUCACCUCUGGGGCUCUCCUUGUUAUGUUUUGGGUUAAAAUUAGCCAAGCUACAGCGAAAGGCGACCUUCGAAAAUUCUCACCUUGGAUGAUUGUGGCUGUAACUGCUCUUGGUACGGCUGUCAUCACGUCGUUUCUGGUGAUGUCUUUCAUAUUUGCAUCCCUGUUACGCCUGUCCAAGAAGUCAAUACUGUCUGUCACGGUUCUUUCUUCGGCAAGACAUUCAAGUAUAGCCAUUGCUGUUAUUGAGAACAUACCCGAAAAUGUUGGGGACAAAGAUCUUAUGUUUUUCCCGAUAAUAUUUGUGUAUUUAACCAUGGUUGUCAUAAUCAAUAGUUUUGGUGCGUUUAUGACGAUCCAGAAAGAGGAGGCUGACAUUGAUAUCCUUGAGGAGAAACCUUUGAAUAAUAAUGAUGAAGUUAAAGAAAUCGACAAAAGAAAAAAGAAUAACAUAGUCCUUUUGUUGGAACCAUUAGAGACGAAGUUGAUUCGUAGUGGGAAAAAAUUUCCAGUGUCUCUAACAAGGAUGUCGUUACGUUGCCAUUAA
Messenger RNA from Dendronephthya gigantea, 1718 nucleotides. Its product is annotated as probable sodium/metabolite cotransporter BASS4, chloroplastic. NCBI's taxonomy places the organism in Eukaryota, Metazoa, Cnidaria, Anthozoa, Malacalcyonacea, Nephtheidae. The record is from RefSeq and is a predicted model, not a curated record. Bases 612 to 1718 code for a protein of 368 amino acids. Gene Ontology annotation, cellular component: chloroplast envelope. The transcript has 3 exons.